AAGUAGUUUUUCAAUGCCGCGAUGAGGGUCCUGUACGUGCAAAAGUUAAAUGGACCCGAGCAAAUGGUUUGCCACUUCCUCCUGGAUCACAUGACUUCAAUGGCCGCCUUGAAAUUCCGAAUAUUCGGUUCGAUCAUAACGGUGAUUACGUUUGUGAAGCUAUUGAUUAUUCAAAAACUGCACCUGGCAGCAGAAAAACUGUAAAUCUUAUUGUGGAAAGAUAUUAUCCUGCUGAACGUCCACCUUCCGCAUGUUCAAUCACUCAAGCUACCUGCAUGAACGGAAACUGUAUUUCGAAGUUAAAAAUAUGUGAUGGUCAUUUUGAUUGUGACGAUGGAUCUGAUGAAACUGGCUGCAGUAAGGCUCAACAUUGUGAACCAAAUGAGUUCAAAUGUCGGAACAAAAAAUGUGUGCUUAAGACAUGGCGUUGUGAUGGGGAGUCAGAUUGCGGCGAUGGUUCUGACGAAGAAUACUGCGCUACGUUACCACCAAAUGCAGCUUGUCAGUACAAUGAGUUUCAAUGUCGCAAUGGUCAGUGUAUUCCGAAAUCUUUUCAAUGUGAUUCACAUCCAGACUGCCUCGAUAAAUCUGAUGAAAUUGGUUGCAUGCCUCCUUCUGUUAUUCAACCCCCACCGCCAUCUUUAACCAUUCCUGCUAAUGGAGUAUUAAACAUUACCUGCCGGGCCACAGGGGUUCCUAUUCCACUAAUUGUAUGGCGUCUUAAUUGGGGCCAUGUUCCGGAGAAGUGUGAGUCAAUAAAUGAUAAUGGUUUAGGCCUACUUACAUGCAAUGAGAUGCAACCCAUAGAUGCUGGUGCAUAUUCCUGUGAAAUCAUCAAUUCUAUGGGCACUCACUUCGUUUCCCCUGAUACAAUAGUCAUUGUGAACGACAACAAUACAAUAUGUCAGUCUGGUUAUUUCAAUAGUAAAGCUAAAAACCCCGAGGAAUGCAUUAGCUGCUUCUGUUUUGGAGUAUCCAAUCAUUGUAGGAGCGCAGACUUAUUCUCAUAUGCCCUACAACCUCCGGUCACUUCUCUCACUAUUGUGGGGGUAGAAGGCCCGUGGAUUGGUCAACGGCAGAUUAAAGAAAGUGAAUUCAUUAAUCACGAUUUAGUAGUAACAAGGCACGGUGUGCAGCUAAGAUUGGCGAAUAUUAUUCCCGGGCGACAAAUUCCAUACUACUCUCUACCAGCAGAAUAUAAAGGAAAUCAACUCAAAUCUUACGGUGGAACAAUUCGAUAUCAGAUUGAAUACGAUGGAAUCGGCCUGCCUAAUAAAUCGCCAGAUGUAAUAGUAAAGGGACACAACAUGGUUCUAAUGUAUUACCAAAGCACUCCUUUUUAUCCAAAUGAAAGAAAUGCUGUAUAUGCUCACUUUCUGCCGGGAGUUUGGCGCAAACUAGACAAUUCUUUAGCUACACGAGAAGAUGUAAUGAUGACACUGACUAGUGUCGAAAGUAUUUUAUUAAAAAUGUUGUAUGUAGAUGGGAUGGAACGUAACAUAGAACUACUCGGUAUUACAAUGGAUUCCGCUGCAAGUAACGAUUUUGGUUUGGGUUCCGCAACACUUGUCGAGGAGUGUAGAUGCCCACCUGGGUAUAAGGGUUUAUCGUGUGAAAAUUGUGAUAUUGACUACGUCCGGCAAAGUACUGGUCCGUGGUUAGGGCGGUGUACCACUAAAUUACAAGACUGCCACCCAGGUUAUUAUGGCGAUCCUAACCGUGGAAUCCCAUGUCAACCUUGUCCAUGCUCUACUUCAAAUAAUAAAUCAAGAGCAAGAACAUGUUUCUUGAACAGCUAUAACGUUGUAGUUUGCAAUUGUGAUGAAGGAUAUACGGGUGACAGAUGCCAGCUAUGUGCUCCAGGCUACAUAGGUGAUUCAAACACUGGCAGUUGCGAGUUGCCUCCUGCUUCUAACUGCAAUUCCAAAGGCACCAAACAAGUGCUUCAAGAUGGUAAAUGUCUUUGCAAAACAGGAAUUACCGGAAACUACUGUGAUCGAUGUCAAUCUGAGCAUUUCUUCAUGCACGAAAAUGGUUGUGUUGAGUGUUUUUGCAUGGGUGUAUCGAGAGUAUGCACUAGCACUAGCCUAAUGAGAGACACUUUGCAAGCAGUUUUCAACGAUGGUCAAUCAGGAUCAGGAUUUUCUCUCGUCUCUGAUUAUACAAAUCCAGCAAUAAUCGCCACUGAUCUUCAAACCUCCAGUCGUGGAAUAGUAUAUCGCAACUUCGGGACCAGUGACGACACAUUUUACUGGAGAUUACCUGAAAAAUUUCUUGGCAAUAAACUAACUUCUUACGGUGGAUUCUUGAACUACACGCUACGAUAUACUCCACAUUCUUCAGGGGGUGCAUCUAGGAAUAACUCCCCUGAUGUUGUACUUCAUAGUGGUAACAAGAUAAAGCUUCAUCAUUACCGAACAAAUAGUUCUAUAUCACAAGUUGGUCCCAAUUCAAAUACUGUACCGAUAUUAGAAACCUACUGGCAAAAUUAUGAAGAUGGAAAUAAAGUGCUUCGUCCAUACCUUCUAAUGGCCCUAGCAAAUGUGAGCGACAUUUUUAUUAAAGCAACGUACAAUACUGUUUCUAACGAGGCUGUUUUGUCGCACGUCAGUCUAGAUGUUGCCUCGGAAUAUGGUGACGAAUCUGGAACUCGUGCAUGGUAUGUGGAGCAAUGUCACUGCAUUCAUGGGCAUAUAGGAUUAUCGUGUGAAGAUUGUGCGCCUGGUUAUUACAAAGGAGAUGGAGGAUUAUACCUUGGUCUUUGUGAAAAAUGUGAAUGCAAUGCGCAUUCUGAUGAAUGUGAUUCGGUAACCGGAGCUUGUCUCAAUUGUCGUCACAAUACUUAUGGUUCUAGUUGUGAAUACUGUCGGCCACCUUAUAUCGGUAAUGCUACAGGAGGAACUCCAUAUGAUUGUUCUUUAAACGAGCCGGACGUUGCAUUUGAUUGUCGACAUUGUGACCCACGCGGAUCGUUAAACCGAUGCGAAGAUCGAUGUGAGUGUAAGCAAUUGGUAGUAGGUUACCAUUGCGACCGCUGCAGAGAAGGAUCGUUUGAUUUGAAUAUCCAAAAUGAAGAUGGAUGUAGAGAGUGCUUCUGCUCGGGUGUAACUAAAACGUGCAGUGAAUCCCGAUAUUACCAAGAGGAUAUUCCAGUAUUAAUAACUGGAGACGACGAUGGAUUCUCGCUAGCAAACCGCGAUGGGUACAUCCUUGCAAUAGAUGGGUUUGAAAUUGCCCCUGAAAAAAACGAAAUAAGUUUUAGUUUUAAAGAUCGCACCACAUACUACUGGAGCCUUCCCAGAAGGUUACUUGGUAACCAAAUCCUGUCAUAUGGUGCAAAUUUGACAUUAUCUCAGAGUACAGUUGGAACUGAACCAUAUCCUGAUCAUGAUGUUAUAUUGAUUGGAAAUGGUCUCAAAUUAGUCUGGCAGCGAUCACAUUAUGAGAAUGAGUAUAGAGGAAACAUUAUGUCACCAAUCAGGAGAUCGAACAUAGGUUCACGCAGUCGAGACGCAAGAAGAUUAACGAUCCGCCGCGAAAAUCAAACACCUCAGCAACGCUCCGAAGCGAAUGAGCAACUACGAGAACGUAUGUCGCGAAUUCGGGCAGAACGAUCCCAUCAGGAACGAGAUAUUCAUGCAGCAGCAGAACGACUUAUCCAGCAGCAAAACCACGGUAUGCAUCGUCGAACCACAUCAAGCUCCAACCGUAGAGCUAGAAGAAAUACCGUGAACAUACAGUUGAAACGUGCAGCUUUCAAAUACGACUGCACGAUUGACUGCAGCGAAUUAUUAUGUGUUACGAUAGGACCAAUGGAUGUGAUUCAAGGACAAAUUCAUCAUCGAACUGGAUCAUUGUUGCCACCAGCAAAUGAAGAACACAAAUUCCUUCAAAUUUAUUUCGUUGGAAAUGAGGAAAGCGAAAUUAAUCAACGAUGUGCGAUUAACCGUGCGAUGAAACGCCAGACGAUCGCGGAAUUGCAGGAACUUCUUCACGAACACAACGCAUUGGUUCGGUUAUUUAAAAUGGCAUUGGAGGAGAUGCCGUCUAAUGAACACGCAAUAGUCAUCAGAGCAGAUAAACGACCAAGUGGGAGUCAUGAACGACAAUUCAAUGCCCCAACAAUCAAUGAGAAUGCUGUACUCAUCAUCGGUGAAAAUGUGGAAAACAGGGACAUAGUACUGAAGCGUCGGAAUAAUGGUGAACUGCAACGCGUAUGUGAGAUACAUCGUUCAUACGACGCAUUACAGUAUCCACUUAUGUUUUGCCAUGGAGAAGAUGGAUAUCAUCUACAUAUAAGAAUGAUCAAUCCAUUGACAGAUAAAGUACAUCCAGACCAAAUCGACAACAUAAUAAGCGCGGAGAUUCCCGAUUCAGAAAUCGAUCCUGAAUUGUUCGAUAUUGUUACAACACAUAUGAUGCACGGUCCUUGCGGUCAACACAACCCAGAAUCACCAUGCAUGGCUGGAAAUAAAUGUACAAAACGAUAUCCACGUCCAUUGCACGCAGAGACUAUCUCCGGAAACGAUGGAUAUCCACUGUAUCGGCGUCGUUCCCAAGAGGACAAUGGUAAAAAUAUAACAAUGAAAGUGAAAGGAAACAAUGUUGUUGUUGAUAAUAGCUGGAUUGUUCCGUAUUCGCCACUGCUCUCCAAAACCUUCAAAACACAUUGCAAUAUUGAAUUAUGCAACUCAAUCAAAUCAAUAAAGUACGUUUGCAAGUACGUGAACAAAGGUAGCGAUAUGGCAGUUUUUGGAAUUGAUGCCCCUGAUGCUAACGACGAGGUGACGCGAUAUCAGUUAGGCCGUUACGUGAGUUGCAAUGAGGCUAUUUGGAGAAUUUUUUCAUUCCCGAUUCACGAACGUCACCCGACAGUCGUCCAUUUAGCAGUCCAUCUAGAAAACGGACAACGUGUCUAUUUUACGGAAGCAAAUGCAGCCCAAAGAGCGGAACGAGCCCCUAACACGACACUGACAAGUUUUUUAAACAUCUGCCAGAUUGAAUUGUGGAACAAGUACAAGGACUAUAUGGCUGACGACAUAUUGCAUCGAGUUCGUACAACCACUUUAAAUUACCAACUUAAAAUGGACGAUGGGAUACACAACGAGGCGUUGCUUUUGAUUGAAGACCUGUGUUUGCUCAUGAGCGGCAGUUCGUUGGACAAACUAGGCAUGGCAGCACCGAAUCGUGCAAUGCACGAUGCAUUGAACCGAGAGUUAGAACGUGAACGAGAAUACGAUAUAGACGCAUUGAACCAGGAAGUUAGAACUAAAAUUCCGUUAUUGACUAACCAGCAAAAGGACGUAUACGACACAUUGCUGAAAGCGGUUGACGAGGGAAACGGAGGCAUUUACUUCUUCGAUGCGCCUGGCGGAAUUGGCAAGACGUUCCUGAUUUCAUUGUUGUUGGAUUCAGUAAGAUCGAGAUCGGAAGUUACAGUGGCUGUUGCAUCCUCAGGGAUUGCAGCAACAUUGUUAGAAGGUGGUCGUACAGCUCAUUCCGCGUUUAAGCUGCCAUUGAAUCUCCAACUGAGUGACGAACCGACAUGCAACAUUUCGAAAAAUUCAGUCAUGGCAAAAGUGUUGCAGAAUUGUAAAAUUAUCAUCUGGGAUGAAUGCACAAUGGCAAACAAACGAGCAUUGGAGGCACUCGAUAGAACAAUGAGAGAUCUACGAAGUAACGCAAGAAACUUUGGAGGGGCACUUAUUGUGUUGGCAGGCGAUUUUCGACAAACGCUUCCCGUUAUUCCGCGAUCAACGGCAGCAGAUGCAAUCAACGCUUGCCUUAAGCUUUCUCAUUUGUGGCGUUUUGUGAAGAAGCUGAAAUUGACAACCAACAUGCGAGUACUGAUGCAAAAUGAUUCGUCCGCAGAUGUGUUCUCAAAUCAAUUGUUAGCCAUUGGUAAUGGGGAAAUACCAUUCGAUGUUUGCAACGGAUUGAUUACACUGCCGCCGAAUUUCUGCCAUUACACAACGACGAAAGAGGAACUGAUUACUAAUGUAUUCCCAAAUAUCGUACACAAUUAUACAAAUUACGAUUGGUUGAGUGCACGUGCUAUUUUGGCAGCAAAAAAUAUAGAUGUUGAUGAGUUGAACUUCGCAAUUCAAAAUGCAAUUCCUGGACAAUUGAGUUAA
This is a messenger RNA of Wyeomyia smithii (pitcher-plant mosquito), 6134 nucleotides long. RefSeq names its product basement membrane-specific heparan sulfate proteoglycan core protein-like. Gene Ontology annotation, molecular function: DNA helicase activity; protein binding. The transcript is spliced from 14 exons. Gene Ontology annotation, biological process: DNA repair; telomere maintenance. The record is from RefSeq and is a predicted model, not a curated record. Lineage: Eukaryota; Metazoa; Arthropoda; Insecta; Diptera; Culicidae. Bases 276 to 6134 code for a protein of 1952 amino acids.